This is a messenger RNA of Penicillium griseofulvum, 1986 nucleotides long. RefSeq names its product T6SS phospholipase effector Tle1-like catalytic domain-containing protein. The record is from RefSeq and is a predicted model, not a curated record. Bases 1 to 1986 code for a protein of 661 amino acids. NCBI's taxonomy places the organism in Eukaryota, Fungi, Ascomycota, Eurotiomycetes, Eurotiales, Aspergillaceae. The transcript has 2 exons.
AUGGCUUACGGGUAUGAGCACCAACCCCUAUCGGGCAUGCCGAAGCAGUUUGUGCUUUGCUUUGAUGGUACCGGAAAUAAAUUCGCUGGUGACGAGUCGGAUAGCAAUGUGCUCAAGAUCUUUCGCAUGCUUGACCGCAGCAAAAGUCACCAAUACCAUUACUACCAACCAGGCAUUGGCACAUAUGUGACAUCAAAGUCGCUGAGUAGCCAUGGCCGAAUCCAGCGUAUCAAGUCUGCCUAUCAAAAGGCUAAAGAUUCGGCGGUCGGGUCCUCCUUUGACGAGCAUGUCAUGGGUGGGUACAAGUUCCUGAUGCGAUAUUAUUCCCCUGGCGAUGAGAUAUUUUUCAUAGGCUUUAGUCGUGGUGCAUACAUCGCACGUUUUCUAGCGGAGAUGCUGGACUAUAUUGGUCUACUCGAAGCAGGAAACGAGGAGUUGGUCCGGUUCGCAUGGAAGACAUUCGCGAAGUGGCAGCAGCGGUCUGACGACUCGGAUGAAGAGCGCGAAGAAAAGAAGAAGCUCUUCACAUACAUGAAGGCAUUCCGUGAGACGUUCAGUCGUCCUAUCUCGCGUAUCCGCUUCAUGGGUCUCUUCGAUACCGUCAACAGUGUACCGCGCUUCGAGUCCGCGUGGAUGCAACGGACCAAGUUCCCUUACACGGCACGCAGCUCGGCCAAAAUAAUUCGCCAUGCCGUGGGUAUUGACGAGCGCCGCGCGAAGUUCCGCCAAGAUCUGAUAUCUGGGGCGCGUCCAAAGGGGAAGAAGAAGCACCGCCACCACCCUCAUUUGCCCAAGAACCAUCUACACCUCUUCCACCCUGAAAAAGAGAAGCCCCAGGAGGAGCAACCGGACAGCGUUCCCGCCAUUCGACUCAAUGACAAAGCUGAGGAAGAACAAGAGGGAGAGGAGAAGGUUGAGCCUGAAUUCCAGGAUCCUAAAUGGGGGCCCAGUACUGGAGAGACAUACUACCACACCAGACGCCAUUCCUCGCACCGCCCAGCUUCACACACAACCUCGCAGCCGCCUUCCCGCGCCGGUAGCGAAAGCGGGACAAUAAAGCGUGACACAUACCGCGCACGCUCUCCGCGACGCAGUCUCGCAGUGCCCAAAGCAUCAAUGGACGAUCUCCACUCAGUGCGAAGCAAAGAGUCCUUCCACAGUCUGCACUCCAACACGCUCUCAGUGCAGGUUCCCGCCAUAGAGAUAGAGAUCGAUUCAAGCGACGACGAAGACGACCAAGACAUCCACGAAGUCUGGUUCCCAGGCUGCCACGCAGACAUCGGCGGCGGAUGGACGCUCUCGGACGGCGAGACAUGGGCUCUUAGUCACGCGCCGCUCGUGUGGAUGACACAGGAAGCACACAAGGCCGGACUUGAGCUGGAUGAGCGCAAGAUGAAGCAGUUCCAGUGUCUAGAGGAGUACAAUGGUGAUUACAGUCCCAUUCGGGAAGACCUCAAUUCCCGACGGCCGAGUCGGUGUGUUGAGCCUCAUGCUGAGAACGAUGAUGUGUUCCGCUCUAUGCCUGAUGAGAAGGAGCGUUCUGCUGCGAGUCGCGACUUCUGGCAUGCGCUGCAUACUUCCAGUACGAAGGGGCUGGUGCAUGACUGUCUGAUGUUCAACCAGGGUAUUCCUACUAUGUCGGUCAUAACGUGGCGGAUUAUGGAAUGGUUGCCGUUCCGUCGUAUGGAUCUACAGCCUGAUGGGUCUUGGAAGCCGAUUAGCUGGCCGCUGCCUCGUGGUGAGGUGCGGGAUGUUCCGCUUGAUGCUGAGAUCCACGUUUCUGCUAUCCGGCGCAUGCAGGCGGAUCCCAAGUACCGUCCUGGUAAUGUAAUUGUUGGUGGUGGUGGCCGUGGUACCCGUGUUGCACCGGAGGAGUACGGUAUGGGUGAAUGGGUGGUGUGCAAGCAUGAAGGAGAUGCGGUGCGGGAGACUUAUGUCCGCAAGCAUAUCUCCAAGUGCAAGGAGGGUGAAGAGACCAAUGCUUGA